GCUUGUGGCAUUUGCUUCUUCAUAGGAAAAGUGAAAGCUUGGAAACACUGCAAUUGUUUCACAAAUUAUUUGUUAAGUAAUAUCUUCUACAGACUGAUUGGGUGGUUUAUUUUACUACUAGAGCCUAAAAUAAUUGAUGAAAACCAAAACCAGGCCGAUCUAUGAUAUGGUGUUCAGCUGAUACUGCUUUUGAUAAACGGAUUGAUUCCUUGCAUCAUGUUCUUGAAAGGUACUUGAAACUAUCAUACAAAUAACAACAGAAUCAAGGAUACAGUUAAAGUGGUCUCAAGAGUUACAACACAAGUUACUUUGUUAGAGUCAACUUACAGUGCCACACUCACCUAACUUAAUUUGGGUUUGUAUAAUCCUUUGACUUACUUGGUAUAUGGGUAUUUUAACAAGUAAAUCAUUUACUGUAGUGCUGGGCGAUUAUAUCGAUAAAAUCGAUAAUUAUCGAUAUUUGCUGGCUGUAGCGAUCAUCGAUUACCAAAAGAAAACAUCGAUAUUUCUUUACUUUUUCAAUCUUCUGCUGCCAUACUCAUUUUAAAGUGUUUUUUAGAUUUUUUGGUGGUUUUUUUGGUCUUUUUUUUCAGUUGUUUUUUUCAGUUGUUUUUUUAACUUUAAGUUAUGCCAUCCGAAGCAUGGAAAUACUUCACCAAGUUAACAUUUGAAACAGCGAUUUGCAAAGAAUGUUCGGCAUCAAUCAAGAGCUGUGGAAAUACAACAAACUUGAUGGCCCAUCUAAGAUCAAAACAUCCUAUGGUUAUUAAGGUGAAUGAAGAUAUACCGAGCAAGCAGCCCAAAAUUAAUGAUUGUAUUUCUGAAAUAAACUCAAUAAAAAGUGGUGCUAAGGCAAAAAUUAUUGAAGAUGCACUUGUAUGGUACAUAAGCAACAACUUUCAAGCAUUUAAUAUUGUUGAAGAUCUUGAAUUUAGGAGACUAUUUAAAGUGAUAAUUCCUAGUUUUUCAAUGCCAUCGAGGAAAAAAAUUUCUGGUGCGACUUUUAAAAUGUACCAAAAUAAAAAAGAACUAGUUACCACCCAUUUAAAAACCAUCAAUUAUAUCAGUAUUACUACUGAUUUAUGGACUGAUGGUUACAAUUCUAAGUCAUAUAUUGGAGUCACUGGUCAUUUUAUUGAUAAUUAUCGAUGCACAUCUUUAUGUUUGGCUGUCAAAGAUAUGGAAGUGGCACAUACAACCAACAAUAUUGUAACUAAUAUUUUGGAAAUAUUAUGUGACUUUGAAAUUCCAACUGAUAAAUUGACAACAAUUGUAACUGAUGGUGCCGCCAAUGUAACCAGUGCUACAAAACAGAUAGUUAAUGAUCCUAUUUGGUGUGUUGCUCAUCGACUUAAUUUGAUUGUUAAUAAUACAAUAAGUGAAUGCAAUGAUGCAAGUGCUCUUAUUUGCCAAGUUCGGAAUAUAGUCAAGCUUUUUAAGCAGAGCAAUAACUUUAGUGAUAUUUUGAGAAAAAUACAAAGCAGCGAUGGACAAACACCUUUAAAACUGAAGCAGGAUGUGUGUACGAGAUGGAACAGCACGUACAUAAUGCUGGAAAGAUUCAAUGCAUUAAGAAAUUUUGUAUCAAUCGCUCUUAUUAAAGUAAAUAGAGCUGACUUGGAUAUACCUUUUGGCAAUAUUGAAGUACUUUGUGAUGUUCAAAAAUUGUUGGAGCCAUUUUUUGCAGUCACUAAAGACUUAUCUGGUGAACAAUAUUGCACCGUUUCACGUGUGAUUCCAGUGCUCAACAUGCUCAAGCAUCGCGUACUUAAUCUCAAUGUACAAAGCUCAGUUGGUAAAGCUUUUCAGGGUAUACUUUGCAUGAAUCUCAAUGAAAGGUUUGGAAGUAUUGAGCAAGAUAAAAAUUUUGCUUAUGCAACCAUUCUGGACCGUCGUUUUAAACAAGUAGACUUUGCGUCUCCAGCUUGUUGUGCAAAAGCGAUAGAUGAAAUAAAUAAAAUGUUAAGACAUGUUCCUUUAACUCAAACUACUGUUGUGCCUGUUGAAUGUGAUAGUCUAUGGGAACUGCAUGAGAAGAGAGUUCAGCAAUUAUCUAAUGAUUCUGAUGGUUCAGGUUUAAACAUUGGACUUAAACAUUACUUGAAGAUGGUUAAUUUGCCUCGUGAUGCAGAUCCUUUGGAGUUUUGGCGAAAGAAUAAGGAAAACUGGCACGAAUUACACAACUUAGCCAUCAAAUAUCUUACAACGCCAGCAACCUCAGUUCCUUGUGAACGAUUGUUUUCGUGUGCCGGUAAUACAAUUACUGAUAAAAGAAAUUCUUUAAAACCAAAGAAUGUUAAUGCUCUCUGUUUUUUACAUUCCCUUCCUGAGGCUUUUCGCCAUUGAUUGUAUCGUUAAUAUUGCGUCAUUAAAUAGUGAUUAUCGAUAAAUAUCGAUUAUCGAUAAUCAUCGAUUUUUCCCAAAUAAAUUGCGUAACAAUCGAUAAUCGGAAAAUUACACAAUCGCCCAGCACUAAUUUACUGUAAAUGAUUGAAACGUUGAAUUAGUCAAAAGAUUUGAAAUGACGUAAAAUAAAAACAUCCACUGAUUGACUCAAAUGGUUGGCUCCGGUUUCAUCCAACUUUGAAUCUACAUUGCAGGGUGAGAACAAAGUUUCUAAUCAGUGUUAUGAGAAAUUAUGAGCUAAAAAGCAUCUGAAAGGCGGAUCUAAAUGUUUAGAAACCUUCUCACUUUGUCAGUGUGUACAAGUACAGCCAUUUAAUAGCCUUAAAAUGAAAUUUUGUUUCUAAUUCUGAAAUUGUGAGUUCACCUAACGCUUACCUAACCUAAAAGCUAUUUGAAGCUUCAUUAAAUAAAAUGGAACUAAAAUCUGUUUAUUUCUUUAGCGCCUAAUGGAACCAUUUACGCUAUUUACAUCUUUCAUCUUUUAGAGUAAAGUGUUAAAAUAUGGAUUCAUUAGAGACUGCUGAUCAAAUUACAAUUGUGAAUCGAUCCUCAGAACACCGUAUCAGCAAAAAUUUAAUUCGUAGAAUUCCUUAUUUCGAAAAGCUGUUGAGUUAUGAUUAUUUGGAAUCAAGAGAAAACAAAGUUGAACUGGAUUUUGAUGAAAAGGCUUUUAAGUGGCUUCUCAAUUGGAUUGAAUUCGGUGAUAUCUUCAUCGAGAUGGAUUAUGUCAUAAAUUUGAGCAACAUGGCUGACUAUUUCGGGCUAAAAGAUCAACUGGAACAAGAUUGUGCUCGUUAUUUUAGAGAAAAUUUUUCUAGCCAACAUCUUCCUUCUGUUAUACCUCAAGUGACUUCUACAACCAAAUACUUGAAUUCUGGUUAUCUCAGUGCUUUUAUAUGUCGCUACUUCCUGAAAAUAUCGAACAAAACAGUUUGGUUGGAUUAUCCUUUUGAAACAAUUGAAUACAUUUGUGCUUUGGAUCUGAUGAUUCAUUCAGAAUACCAAGUUUUCGAUGCAAUCGUGAAAUGGGUCAGUUUCAAGACUGAUUCUAGAAAGUGCCAUCUUGAGAAUUUGUUGAAGUUAGUCCGUUGGUGCAAUUUGGAAGGUAAGUAUUUAUCUAAAGUAAAAGAAAAUGAGUUGAUAGUAUCUUACACCAAAACCAGAACUUUGCUCUCAUUAUUUAUAUCAAGACUAUGCUCUCAUGACAAAACUAAUUGUAAUUGUAACAUUGACCGAACUAAACAAGGUUGUUUUGUCGUAAUUGAAGAAUUAGAUGACAAAAAUUCGAUAAUCAAAGUUCUUGACAGUAAUUUUCUGCCAUUGGUUAAUCAAGUAAUGCAAUCAGAUGAAUCGUUGCCUUUGCAUUUUUUCCAUGGUAAAUAUGCUUCUGAUAUUUCAUUUGAAUCUGGAAGGAAAAUGAUUCGCAUUGAUUGGAAGCGCAAUAAAUAUCGGUUGUACGAUUUUCAAGCUUAUAAAUUGCAUUGUCUUAAAAUGCUUAAAUGCAUUUCUGAUAAGCAACAAAGUGAGAGUUGGAUUGUGCAGACCCAAACAACCUACGCAUCAUCUGCAGCUUGUGAAAGUGCAUUUCUAGAAGUCAACGAUAAGUUCCUUGUUGUUCAUAACGAGCUAGACAACUUCAGAUUUUUAGAGAAUCCAUCUGCCUUAAAUUUUAAUUUACACGCUGGUAAUGGAGAUACUUACAUGGCAACUAUUUUGGAUGAUAGUAUUUAUAUGCUGACAAAUAAACUUGAAUUUUUCCAGUUUAACAUUGAACGUAAGCUCGAGUUUAAAAAAAUUGAAAUUCGUGGGUUUGAAGUUGAAUUCAAUUUUAAAAAUUUAUUUUUAACAUCCAAGCAAGUUAAUGAUGAUAGAGUUAUUAUUGUUGAUAAGAUCAAAAAGGGUGUCUUCUGUUUAAAUGUUAGUACUCAAAAAUGCAAAUCAAUGGGUCGAAUUAUUGAUUGUAAAAGUAAAUCAACGGAUGGUCAAAAGGAAUCUAAUGUUCUUAAAACUUUUACCUUUGGAUUUAUAUCAAUGGACUCGAGCAAACUUUACUUGAAACGUAAAUCAACAAAAUAAAAUAGUAAUCCAGAACAGAUAAGUAAGUUAAAUUGACAAAUUGAGAUGGCGUUGAAGGCCGGAGAACAUUCUGAUUGGCUCAAAUGGCUGGGCGUCAACAUUAUUUGAGCUUGUGGUUCAGUCUCAAACUCUUUUAAAAUUUCAGUUAAAUUACAAUUUACCAAGUUUAAUUUGAAAAAUUGCCUGAAUGUUAAGUUGAAAGAAGCUAACUUUUCUAGUGUUUCUUUAUUCUAAGCAAGUCGUCUGAGAUAUUCCUUUUGAUCGUGUAGCAUAAGUUUUAGCAUUUUGUUUUUCUCAAAUUAUCAAUUUUGUUUAAAUUUGUGUGUCAAAUAUGGCUUUAUCAGAUACCGAUGACCAACUAAUGAUAGUAAAUCGUUCGAUAGAAUACCUUAUUAGUAAAAAACUAAUUCGUAAAGUGCCUUAUUUUGAAAAGAUGUUGAGCCAUGAAUGUUUGGAAUCCAAAGAAAACAAGGUCGUAUUGGAUUUCAAUGAAAAAGCUUUUACAGUAAAACCUCUCAAAGGUUGUGAGAAACUGAACUACCCCAUCUAGCGGAUUUGACGUUUUACCCCGCUUUUGCAACGAGUUGCACAAACAAUAUCGCUAGGGGCAGGACCGCUCACAACCUUUGAGAGUACAACCUUUGAGAGGUUUUACUGUAAAUCGAUCCUGGAUUGGGUUAAACGCGAUUAUACUAUGAUCCUAAUCGAGAUGGAUUACGUAAUUGAUUUGUGUGAACUGGCUGAUUAUUUGGGUCUGGAUGUCAUUUCGAAAGAGUGUUCAAGAUAUUUCGAGGAUAAUUUUACAAUUGAACAUCUUCCCAUUAUUAUACCUCAAGUGACUGCAACAUCUAAAUGCAUAAGCUCUGGUGCUCUUAAUGCUUUCAUCUGCCGUAACUUCUUGAAAAUAAAAAAUUUAUACGCUGAUUCGAUCGAUAACUCAAAGAAAACUUUUUGGUUGGAAUAUCCUAUUGAAAUAAUUGAAUACAUUUGUGCUUUGGAUCUGAUGAUUUAUUCUGAAUACCAAGUAUUCGAUGCAAUCAUGAAAUGGAUUGCUUUCAAAGAUUUCUCAAGAAAGUGCCACCUCGCAGGAUUGUUAAAGCUAGUUCGAUGGUGCCAUUUGACCGAUGAAGAUUUAUCUAGAAUAAAAGAAAAUGGAUUGUUCAAAUCUUCAGGCUUUGAACCAAUAUUUUGCUAUCCGCGAAAGGUUGAUUGUGUCUGUACCUUCAAUCGAACCAAGCAAAACUUUGUUGUCAUGAUUGAUAGUUUUGAGGGGAGUUCAGAUUUGCGAAUCAAUGUACUUGACAAUAACUUGAUACAACUGUUUAGUAAAGUCAUCAAAUAUGAUGACAAAAUUACUAAAGAAAUUUUUCAUGACGAAGCUAUUUUUGAUAUAACUUACGAUGCCGGAUCUAUGAUCGGAGCAUUUCGAAUAGACUGGAAACGAAACAAAUACACGUAUGUCCAAUCUGAUCUAUCUUUUAACAUAUUGCAAAGAUGUGUCAUUAGAAACAAAGAAGAUGACCAACCUCUAUAUGUAAAUGUAGGUGCAAUGUGGGAAGCGAUUGUUAAGGAUGGAUAUUUAAUCUUAGAAGCGGCUGAAGCUUUUAUAAUGAUUACUUUUGAACGGGGCUAUUUGAAUUAUUUUUCGAGGCCGCUCAACACCGAUAGAACGCGUUGGCAUAUAUUUGAUUCCAGUGCUAUUCUUCUGUACAAUGCGAUUUACUUGUUCAAUAACUUUGCAUUAUACGAGUUCAAAAUUCAAGAUAAUGUGCUCAUGCAGACUUGGAGCCAUCGUUUGUGUUGUAAUGAAUUCAGUUUUGAAGAUACACUGUUAACAUCAAGUCCAGCUGGUGAUAAAAUUAUGGUGAUUAAUAAGUAUACAAGAAACUAUAUCUGUUUCGAUGUCAAUACUAAACAGAGUUCCACCGGUCAAAUAAUAUCUUAUUCCUCUACUCCUGAUCAAAAGGAGUCCAACGGUCUGCGUACUCUUACUCAAGCUUUUCUUCCGCUAAACGCCAUCAGAACUUGCUUAAACACCGAAUCAAACUCAGAGAAUUAGUUAGUUCGCUAACAUUUGCCAUAAACUGAGUACUUCAUGAACUUACAACAGCUUUAAAAUUAGCUUGAAUAAUUGUUUUUUCUUUGAACUAAACUUGUAAUUUAAACUUGUCAUAAAAAACAUUUAAACUCA
Molecule: messenger RNA, 6673 nt
Organism: Tetranychus urticae (two-spotted spider mite)
Lineage: Eukaryota; Metazoa; Arthropoda; Arachnida; Trombidiformes; Tetranychidae
Source: RefSeq, a predicted model, not a curated record